Molecule: messenger RNA, 276 nt
Organism: Trichomonas vaginalis G3
Lineage: Eukaryota; Parabasalia; Trichomonadida; Trichomonadidae
Exons: 1
Coding region: 1-276 (91 amino acids)
Source: RefSeq, a predicted model, not a curated record
AUGAGAAAUAUUUCUGGUUCAAAUGGCUAUUGGUUUGACAUUGUUGACUCUCUUCCUGAAGACGCUGUUGAAAUUAUACAAUACUCAUAUCACACGUUAGAAAAUUACUACUAUGUCCCAAGUGAAGAUGUCUUUUACUAUUUCAUGGGAACUCAAUACAGACGAAUGAAUGUCUUAAGACAGUAUAGCAAAGAUUAUAUAAACAUUACAGAUGUAGAAGGAAGAAGAACAAAGCUGUCUAUUGCAAAGUUUAAGAGAGACAAUGGUUAUACAUAA